This is a messenger RNA of Soboliphyme baturini, 885 nucleotides long. The record is from the annotation of a GenBank genome assembly. NCBI's taxonomy places the organism in Eukaryota, Metazoa, Nematoda, Enoplea, Dioctophymatida, Soboliphymatidae.
AUGUUCCAGGACGUGGGUGCAUCAACGGUGUUUGACUCGUUUCUGAGUGGGUCGUCGUUUCGGGACGUCAUUACGACAUUCAACCAGCUGUGCAGCCUGCUAAACCUUGAUCCUACCGAUCCGGAAAAUUUUUUCUUUAACUUGACAGAGUCACUGACGUCAUGGAAAGCACAGAACUUGAAAGAGUUAUUUCGCAAACGUGCUCUGCAGCCCGAAUAUGGCCAGCAGAAAUUGUGCUGCAACGCGAGGGUGUUAAUCGUUGGCGCCGGACCGUGCGGCUUGAGAAUGGCUAUCGAAUGCGCUCUGCUCGGCUGCAAGACGGUAGUGGUGGAAAAACGAGCACGAUUUACUCGCAAUAACGUUUUACACAUUUGGCCGUUCUUGAUCGAGGACUUGCGUAGUCUUGGGGCGAAGCUCUUCUAUCCCAAGUUUUGUCCGGGAUCGAUUAAUCACAUAAGCAUAUGUCACCUGCAAUAUAUUUUGUUGAAAGUAGCCCUUCUUCUGGGAGUGGAAAUUCACGAAGGCGUUUCCGUCGUCCAGUUGGUACCACCGACCAAUCACGAAGAUGGCAUUAUCAGCGGCUGGCGAGCUGAAGUUUCACCAAGAUCCCACCAGCUGACCGACUACGAGUUUGAUGUGUUUGUAAAUGCCAACGGCCAGCACACUGGCGUACCUGGUAUUCGGUGGAAAGAGUUCAGAGGAAAACUGGCGAUUGCGAUUACGGCUAACUUCGUCAACAACCAUACGGAAGAUGAAGAGAGGGUACCGGAAAUUUCUGGCGUUGCUUACAUUUUCAAGCAGCAAUUUUUUCGUCAAAUGCGCGAGAAGACCGGAAUUGACCUAGAGAACAUCGUUUAUUAUAAAGACGAGACGCAUUACUUUGUC